UGAAAAGUUGUGAGAAGAGCAGGAGGAAGCGGGGAGAGAGGAGUUGGGGCUGUGCCGGAGGCCAAGGACUGAGAGGUCUCAGGUCACCCCUGGAAGACCCCGUGGCUGGAAAGGAGCCGAACGUCUGCGUCAAAGGAGGGACCCGCUCGGAAGUUCGCUCCUACCUGAGCCGGGAGCUCAAUCUGCGGGUCCGCAGCCCUUCUCCUGCGUGGUGACUCUGGUGGCCGCGUCUGCGCCCUAGCCAGGAGGAUCCGGAUGGCCGUGAGGUGGACCUGGGCAGGCAAAAGCUGUCUGUUGCUGGCGCUUUUAACAGUGGCCUAUAUCCUGGUGGAACUCUCGGUCUCUACUUUCCAUGCCUCCCCAGCAGCCGACCUUUCCAGGGAGCGGGGGCCAAAACAGCUUUCAGACCCCUGGGAAAAGGCUGAGGAUUUGUCUCGACCGCUCUAUAAGAAGCCCCCUGCAGACUCGCAUGCACUUGGGGAGUGGGGGAAAGCCAGCAAACUCCAGCUCAGCGAGGGUGAAUUGAAGCAGCAAGAAGAACUUAUUGAGAGAUAUGCCAUUAAUAUUUAUCUCAGUGACAGGAUUUCCCUGCAUCGCCACAUAGAGGAUAAAAGAAUGUAUGAGUGUAAAUCCAGGAAGUUUGAUUAUAGGAGACUUCCCACCACCUCUGUUAUCAUUGCUUUCUAUAAUGAAGCCUGGUCGACUUUGCUCCGCACCAUCCACAGUGUUUUAGAAACUUCUCCUGCGGUCCUUUUGAAGGAGAUCAUCUUAGUGGAUGACUUGAGUGACAGAGUUUAUUUGAAGACACAGCUUGAAACUUACAUCAGCAAUCUUGAUAGAGUCCGCUUGAUUAGAACAAAUAAGCGGGAGGGGCUGGUUAGAGCCCGCCUGAUUGGGGCCACGUUUGCCACUGGGGAUGUCCUCACUUUCCUGGAUUGUCACUGUGAGUGUAAUUCUGGUUGGUUAGAACCACUUUUGGAAAGAAUUAGUAAAGAUGAGACGACAGUUGUUUGUCCUGUUAUAGACACCAUUGAUUGGAAUACUUUUGAAUUCUAUAUGCAGACUGGGGAGCCCAUGAUUGGUGGAUUUGACUGGCGCUUAACUUUCCAGUGGCAUUCUGUCCCCAAACAUGAAAGGGACAGACGGAAAUCGAGAAUUGACCCGAUCAGAUCACCUACCAUGGCUGGAGGACUGUUUGCUGUCAGCAAGAAAUAUUUUCAGUACCUUGGAACAUACGACACUGGAAUGGAAGUGUGGGGAGGUGAAAACCUUGAGCUGUCUUUUAGGGUGUGGCAGUGUGGAGGUAAAUUGGAGAUCCACCCGUGUUCCCAUGUGGGCCAUGUAUUCCCCAAGCGGGCGCCAUAUGCUCGGCCCAAUUUCCUACAGAAUACUGCUCGGGCAGCGGAAGUGUGGAUGGACGAGUACAAAGAACAUUUCUACAAUCGAAACCCUCCAGCAAGGAAAGAAGCUUAUGGUGAUAUUUCUGAAAGAAAAUUACUACGAGAACGGCUGAAGUGCCAGAGUUUUGACUGGUAUUUGAAAAACGUGUUUUCUAAUUUACACGUUCCAGAGGAUAGGCCAGGCUGGCAUGGAGCUGUUCGCAGUAUGGGAAUCUCUUCUGAAUGUUUAGAUUAUAAUUCUCCUGACAACAAUCCCACAGGUGCUAACCUUUCCCUGUUUGGAUGCCAUGGUCAAGGAGGCAAUCAAUUCUUUGAAUAUACUUCAAACAAAGAAAUAAGGUUUAACUCUGUGACAGAGUUAUGUGCAGAGGUUCCUGAGCAAAAAAAAUAUGUAGGAAUGCAAAAUUGUCCAAAAGAUGGGUUCCCUAUCCCAGCAAACAUUAUUUGGCAUUUUAAAGAAGAUGGAACCAUUUUUCAUCCACACUCGGGGCUGUGUCUUAGUGCUUUUCGGACACCUGAGGGUCGGCCUGAUGUUCAGAUGAGAACUUGUGACGCUCUAGAUAAAAAUCAAAUCUGGAAGUUUGAGAAAUAGAAGAGCACAACAGCACUUUCUUCCUGAGCUGACAAGA
This is a messenger RNA of Ailuropoda melanoleuca (giant panda), 2029 nucleotides long. It is a transcript of the gene GALNT4, whose product is annotated as polypeptide N-acetylgalactosaminyltransferase 4. The record is from RefSeq and is a predicted model, not a curated record. Gene Ontology annotation, cellular component: Golgi apparatus. Gene Ontology annotation, molecular function: polypeptide N-acetylgalactosaminyltransferase activity. The coding region runs from base 256 to 1992 and encodes 578 amino acids. The transcript has a single exon. NCBI's taxonomy places the organism in Eukaryota, Metazoa, Chordata, Mammalia, Carnivora, Ursidae. Gene Ontology annotation, biological process: protein O-linked glycosylation.